CCUCGUUCCCACCCGGACACAUUUCCGCGUCGGACAGUAUUACAAUCGGCUUCUGUUAGAUUUUCCAAUUUAACUAUCGUGUAUUUUUCUGUCAGUUGAAGCUCGUAUUGCUGACAUUUCAGUUUUACAAAUGUGAAACGCUAAUGGUCGGUCGGCGGGAAGCCUGUCGCGGCGAAAAUGAGCGAAUUUAACCCGUAAAAGUUGUUUUUGAAGCCGCAGCAGUGGUUUGUAUGAGCCGCUACAUGCUACGUGUACAGUAGCCGCUAGCUAACGGACGGACGGACUGACAGAUAGACAGACAUGGACACGACACCAACCGGCUAAAAGCAUGGGUUUUAACUUUUUAUUUUGACUAUUAACUUUUCGCCAAAUAUUUAACCGCUUUAAACAUGCGCUGUCGGAGGCUUUCAGUUAGCAUGGCGGCUAAUUUAGCUGUAAAAACGAGAAAUUAGCUCCGUUAUGGACGAUCCACGGAGAUUUGUGUGAAAGAGUCGUUUAUUUUUUAUGAGUUUGAGCCUCUGAGUUUUAAAACCAGACGAUUAUCUUGGCAUUAAAGUUCAUAAAGAUGAUGUAUUCAUCGAGGAGAAAGCCUGUCCUCUAUUUUAAAGAGGAUAGAAGGUUUCUGUCUGGUAAAUGCACCGUCUAUAAGCUGUUCGGCCUCUGCAUGGUGCUCGUCCUCAUCUCUCUUAUGUGGCUGCAGCUCAGUUGUUCAGGGGACAUGUCAGCGGCGACGGAGGAAGCCCGUCGCUCAUCUGAGCAGCAGCCGCCGCCACCGUGCCCCGCUGACACUCAGGCGUCUGCGGCCGACGACCCCUCCUGGGGUCCUCACAAACUGGCACUCAUCAUACCCUUCAGAGAGCGCUUCGAGGAGCUCCUGACGUUCGUUCCCUUCAUGCACACGUUCCUCAACAAGAAGAAGAUUCGACACAAGAUCCUGGUGAUCAACCAGGUGGAUCACUACAGGUUCAACCGAGCAUCUCUGAUCAACGUGGGUUUCCUGGAGAGCGGUAACGACACAGACUACCUGGCCAUGCACGACGUGGACCUGCUGCCCCUGAACGAUGCCCUGGACUACGGCUUCCCCGAGGACGGCCCCUUCCACGUGGCAUCGCCAGAGCUGCACCCGCUCUACCACUACAAGACGUACGUGGGCGGGAUCCUGCUGCUCACCAAGAAGCACUACCACAUGUGUAAUGGGAUGUCAAACCGGUUCUGGGGCUGGGGUCGAGAAGACGAUGAGUUCUACAGACGGCUGAGGAAAGCAGAACUACAGCUGUUCAGACCGAGUGGAAUCACCACAGGAUAUAAAACCUUCCUUCACAUCCACGACCCGGCCUGGAGGAAGAGAGACCAGAAGAGAGUGGCUGCCCAGAAACAGGAGCAGUUUAAGGUGGACCCGGAGGGGGGGCUGACCAACCUCCACUACCAGGUGGAGUCUCGUCAUGAACUGAGCAUCAGCGGUGCCCCCUGCACCGUCAUCAACACCAAACUGGAGUGUGACCAGGACCAGACGCCCUGGUGUCUGCUGGGCUAGGGGACCCCCCGCCCCCCCACACCCACCUGGACAUGGGUUUAGAUUUACAGACACUGGUACAAAGUCAACAUGGACCAUUUGACUCAGUGAUGAAACUCCAGCUGGAUCAGACCUGGACUCGGUACCUGCUGGCAUGAUGUGAACAAAUUCAGUUUUUUUGUUUUUUUUUUCUGGGCUUGUGCAAAUGGAGCAGAAGCAGCUGCGACAACAGCUGCCAAAAACCAGUUGUACUGUAACCAACCAACGGGAUGAUUUGAUCUGUUUGGAGGCGAAAACGGCGAACAUGGACGGUUUCAGCUUUUCUGUACUUGUGUUAUUAUCACCACGACCUGCGACAGAAAAAACAGCAGCUGUGGAUUCAGAUGAAACGGUUCAGUUUGGAUCUUUAACCGGAUUUAUUUAGUUUAUCUUCACAGUGGAGAAACAGUCUGAAAAAGAUU
This is a messenger RNA of Sphaeramia orbicularis (orbiculate cardinalfish), 1974 nucleotides long. Its product is annotated as beta-1,4-galactosyltransferase 7-like. Gene Ontology annotation, cellular component: Golgi apparatus. Gene Ontology annotation, molecular function: xylosylprotein 4-beta-galactosyltransferase activity. The coding region runs from base 566 to 1534 and encodes 322 amino acids. The transcript is spliced from 6 exons. The record is from RefSeq and is a predicted model, not a curated record. Gene Ontology annotation, biological process: proteoglycan biosynthetic process; carbohydrate metabolic process. NCBI's taxonomy places the organism in Eukaryota, Metazoa, Chordata, Actinopteri, Kurtiformes, Apogonidae.